This is a messenger RNA of Scomber scombrus (Atlantic mackerel), 1235 nucleotides long. Its product is annotated as CD48 antigen-like. The record is from RefSeq and is a predicted model, not a curated record. NCBI's taxonomy places the organism in Eukaryota, Metazoa, Chordata, Actinopteri, Scombriformes, Scombridae. Bases 59 to 850 code for a protein of 263 amino acids. The transcript is spliced from 6 exons.
AUGUGGAAUCUCAUGUGAGGAAUUAACAGACAAUGUGUAUCUCUCUAUAAACUCUGUGAUGGAGGCGCAGAUGAGACUCAUUUUCUUUUUUAUAGUGAUGAUCUCAGCUGCUACUGAGGAAAUAAAGAACCUGACAGUCACUGAGGGAGGAAACAUCACUCUACCUGACCCUGUGACGGAGUUUGGAUUUGUUUUAUUUAAAGGAAACAAUGUUACCAUGUUGGACAAUGGGAAUGUUAGGAUGCUAAAUAAAACUUACACAAACAGACUUCACUGGGAUAAAAACACUGGACUCAUUACAAUCACAGGACUGCAGAGGAGUGACUCAGGGAUUUAUACUAUUGACUCUAAAAAAAGAAACAUUUUCAUUAUUUCUUACAACCUCACAGUUUAUGACCCUGUACCAACUCCUGCAGUGAACACAGUGAGUGUGAGCACUGACAGCUGCAUCUUGAUGUGUUCUGUGAACAAAACUGAAACCACACUGUUGUGGUACAAAGACGAGGAGAUACUGAACCAGAGCAGCUCUGCUCUCUCUCUGCCUCUCACUGUACACAAGCAGGAUUUCAACUCCUCUUAUAGAUGUGAGGCUUCCAACCCUGCUGAAAAUAAGACUCUUCAUGUCAACAUCACAACAUCCUGCAGGAACAACGCAGAUGAAGGGGGUCAAAGCCCAGAUACACAGAGAUAUUAUAUUUUGACAGGAGUCAUAAUGGCUGUUGUUUUUGUUGUUGUACUUACGUUUCUUGUCCACACUGUCAAGAAGAAGUUUCAUAAGAAAUCUGAGACGAUUACAAGCCAAGCACAAGGCAGAAUCCGAAUCAGAGAACACAGACAUACUAUAUACUGAGGUCCAAAUACGUGACAACAGCCAUGGCCAGGGAGGGAGUUCACCAGAUUCCUCAGGAACUGUUGAUCGCUCCAAUCUGAUAACAGUGUAUGAUAAACUGGAGGCUCAUCGCAUCCUGCCACAAACAGACACAACAGGGAAUGGUUCAGACCAACAUUACAGCAACUGCUGAACAAAUCAGUGAAAUAUUUGUGCGGACCUGCUUGAAUCAGCAGAUUGAACUUGUAUUUGAAGUGGUCCUCAAAAAAGUGUCCAGACUUGUUUUCGGGUCUUUCAGACUAAACUGCCUAUGUCCUUCCAAAAUAACAAGACAAAGUUGGCUUUGGUCCUGGAUUGCUGAAAGUCGUCUCACAGCUGUUUGACAAAAGUACAACACGUUUCAUUA